Messenger RNA from Coregonus sp. 'balchen', 951 nucleotides. Lineage: Eukaryota; Metazoa; Chordata; Actinopteri; Salmoniformes; Salmonidae. The record is from the annotation of a GenBank genome assembly.
AUGGAGCAGCCGAACCUCUACGAGGUCGCCCCACGACCCCCGAUGACCAGCCUAGCCCACAUUCAGAGUCAGCAAAGCGCCUACUGCUACAAAGACCCGUCCGCCGCUGGAUCCGGCGUCGGAGCAGGAGAAGACCUCGGCGAGAUCUGUGAGAACGAAAACUCCAUCGACAUCAGCGCCUACAUCGACCCUGCAGCCUUCAACGACGAGUUCCUGGCCGAUCUAUUCCACAACAGCUCGAAGCAAGAGAAGCACAAGCUGGCGAACAGUGAGUACGAAUCGUACCCGCACGGGGUGAGCUCUGGCCCGGGAGCGCACCACCAACAGCUGCAGCAGCAGCAGGGGUAUGGUUGUAUGCCCGGGUAUAUGGACACAUCUAAACUUGAACCCAUUUACGACAACCAGUCCGCGAGAAUCAGACCUGUGGCGAUAAAGCAAGAGCCCAGAGAAGAAGAUGAAAUGAGCCAUUCUAUGCACCCCACCUACCACCAUUCCCAACAGCAUCUCCCACAGCACCUAUCCCAUCUCCAGUACCAGAUUGCGCACUGCGCGCAGACGACCAUGCAUCUCCAACCCGGACACCCGACGCCUCCACCGACUCCCGUCCCGAGCCCACACCACAGGGACGGCAGCAUGUCCUCCGUUGGAUCCAUGAAGAUGAUGGGACGCGACGACCGCGACCGGGACCGGGGUAAAUCCAAAAAGCGCGUCGACAAGGCCAGCACGGAGUACCGGUUGAGGCGGGAGAGGAACAACGUCGCGGUGAGGAAGAGUAGAGACAAGGCGAAAAUGCGCAACGUGGAGACGCAGCAGAAAGUGAUCGAGCUGGCGUCGGACAACGACAGACUGCGGAAGAGAGUGGAACAUCUUACCCGAGAACUGGACACAUUAAGGGGCAUCUUCAGACAACUUCCCGAUGGAUCUUUCAAACCCAUGGCCAACUGCCAGUGA